CUCGCCGGUGUGCGCCAUUAAAUUACGUAUUCCAGUAGUUUCGACUUGGUGGCAACGCGGGCUGUCGAAGACGACUGGAAAGGCCGAAACCCCGGUGCAACAAUGGUGAAGCUAUUCAUUGGAAACCUGACCGAAGAGACGGGCAGGGACGAAAUUGAAGCUUUGUUCACGCCGUACGGCACCGUAACAGAAUGUGCCAAGUACAAAAAUUACGCCUUCGUCCACAUGGAUGACCGCAAGGCGGCCACGAAAGCCAUCCGCGAACUCAAUCUCUAUCAACUGAACGGCAGACCCAUGAACGUGGAGCCCAGCCGAGGGAACAACCAGGGUCCGGUCAAGAUCCAUAUCGCUAAUGUGGAAAGGGGCUGUGACAAAGAGCUGAGAGAGCUGUUUGAAGAAUAUGGCACAGUGACAGAGUGCGCGAUUGUGAAGAAUUUUGCUUUUGUACACAUGGCCAACUCCGAAGAAGCUAUGGAUGCCAUAAAGGGCCUGGAUAACACAAAGUUUCAAGGACAAAACAUCCACGUUCAGCUGUCGAAAAGCAAGCCCGCCUGGGCUUCGGGAGAGGAGGAGUUCGGUCCACCGCCCCCACCCCCCGGCCGCGGAGGCUUUUAUCCUCCUCACCCUCCUCGCUUCCACCCCGAGCCUCCCUACGGGGGUCGCAUGUCCUCUUAUCCGCCUCCGCCGCCUCCGCCUCCUCCUCCGCGGCGGCCAAUGUAUCCGGACCGCAGCUAUGGCGAGCGCGAAGGCUACGGGGUGGUGGAUUAUUAUGAGAAAUUCCGCGCCCGUCCUUACGGCGCCCCUAAUUACGAAGAUAGGCGUCCCGGGGCCAUCCCGCCGCCGCCGCCGCCGCCCCUUCCUUCGGCGAUGGGAAGAGAGCGCGUCGGGAUGGGUUCCCACGAACCGUAUGACCGACGGCCCAUUCCCCAUCCUCCUGUGCCCUUCAUGCCCCGAGACCGCAGCCCCAUUAGGCGAGCCCCCCACCCGCCCCCUCCUCCGGCUCCGGCGGCCGGCAACGGCUACUCGUACGAGCGCACCCGCUUCGCCCCGCAGAUGAAACCUCAGCCGUACGCUCCUCCGUACCCCAGGAACAACUACGCACAAAGCGGUCCGCUCCCGGCGCCGCCGCAGCCCAACUACGGUGCCUACCAGGCCCAUGGAGUGUAACACCCCCCCCCCCCCCUCCCCCCCCCCCCCCCCCGGAGGUGAGUACAUAUCAUCGGCCUCGCACGGUCCACUCAGCAAAAUGGGCGUUGUGUGAGAAUAAUCCAAACAAAACUAGAAAAUAAAACUCGCAUGAAGUCGAAUGGCGUUUUAGACCAGCACCCGCCAAAGCUCCCUCAGAUCUAAUCGCAGCAUCCAUUCAGUGUUGGCGAGCGCAAAACUAUGCUGUUAUAGAAACAAACCAAUCUUGAGUAAAAGCCCUUCCUUGACGUGUGGUAUGCUCUCUCUCUCCAGGUUUAGAAUAUGUCAAGAACGCCGUCUGCUGAUGCGCAUGGUGCUAUACGCCCCCCCCCGCUCCCGCACGUCUUUGGUGGAUUGCGUUGCGUUCGCCGGAGACUUACUGGAAGAUACUGUAUUGCGGACAGCGACGUUCUUAUAAAACAAAACAUGCGAUUCCUUGUUGCAUUCACGUAUAUUUCUGAGCUGUCAAUGCCUUUUCUGUUCCUGUUUGUAUUACUCUUCAAAUUCUUAGAUUGUUUGGGUUUCAGUGCUUAGUUCGGUGUGACGCAUUACUACACUGCUUUUCCAAUCGACAUGGCCUCGAAAAGAAAGCCAUUCAUUAAAAUGGUAUAUUCAGUCUUUGUUAACCAAGUAUUGUAGAGUUUUGUGUAGACUGAUUUUGGUUGCCCAAUAAGUAAAAAAAUAAAAUCGUCAUAGUGUUUCUCUAUACACAUAUUAGACCUGUGUGGCGGUUUAUAAAAUAGUGUCUUCCUUGUCCGACCUGUACGCAUGUAAAAUCAAAAGUAGUACUAGUUUUCUCUAAUGCUUUGUUCGUGGUUUUUUUUUAGUUUUUUUCUUCCGCUCGGUCAUUUAGCAACGUUGUGUAUGGUUUUACUUAGAUUGCCUUCCCCCCCACCCCUCGUUUGAAGGAUUUUUAAUAAACAGAUGAACAAAAACGUGACAAGUUUUAACUGUCAAGUCAUUGGCCGUCGCAAGCACAGAUCAUAAUGAUGGCGUGGAGACGCUUUCACGAUCGGUCCUCAUCGGUUUGCAGCUCGAGUCCGGGUAGGUGUGGUCAGCCUCAAUGCUGAGUGAUGACAUUUUGUUUAAACUCAAUUCUCAUCGUACACUUUUCAAACUCCCUGCUUUGGCGCUUAAAAAAUAAUAAUAAUAAUAAGCAUGCGUUUAGAAGAGGCUCCUUAGGCAUCUAUGAAUCAAAAGGCCCAGUUUAUAGCCAUUUAGCCGGUCUUUGAAAUGCUCCCAGGUUCCAGUCAGCUCUCGCAAAUGACUUUUUGAUGUGGAAUAGAUGAAACCCUCUAUGGAUUUAUGUUUUCCUGUUCUCAGUCUUUGCUGUUUUUAGGCUGUUCGGAGUCGACGGGAGACCCCGAGCUCACGGUAGGUUCAGCUUGACUGAUGAGCCACACGGUGGAGAGAGAUCAGUUUCAGUUUAGUCCCAGCUCCAUACUGUUCCCCCUUUUUUGUUUUGUGCAGUUGGGUCAGUGUUCAAUGAGCUUUUCCUUUUGUCUGCAGGCCCGUCCGUCUACUGCUGGGAGUCACUUCAGACCGAGAGUUUUUCACCGACGUGCACUGAAGGAAAUUGGAGUCGGACGACCUCCCAACUGAAGUUUUUGAAGAGGGAAUUUUUGCUCGUGAGACAUUCUGCACUCAGGGACACUAACGCUACACAUUUUGAGUUUACCACAGCAAUGUGCCUUUUUAAAAAAAAAAAUAUAUAUAUAUAUAUAUAUAUAUAUAUAAUAUCCCCCCAAAACCAUUUUGUAACCUUUUUUUUUAUAGACAAGUUGAACUAUUUAUGUGUCUCUCCGACAGGGUGAAUGAAAUACUUAACCGUGUUGUUGUAUUCAUCCUGGUAUAGCCCGCAUCUUGCAGAUGAACAUUCCAAAUAUUAAACAGUAUUUUAUUUAAUCAAUUGGUUGAUGGACAUUUUAAACUUUGAUAAAAUUAUUUUUGUAUGA
This is a messenger RNA of Phycodurus eques (leafy seadragon), 3140 nucleotides long. Its product is annotated as RNA-binding protein 4.1-like. Gene Ontology annotation, molecular function: mRNA binding. The record is from RefSeq and is a predicted model, not a curated record. The coding region runs from base 103 to 1167 and encodes 354 amino acids. Gene Ontology annotation, cellular component: cytosol. Lineage: Eukaryota; Metazoa; Chordata; Actinopteri; Syngnathiformes; Syngnathidae. The transcript is spliced from 3 exons.